Podarcis raffonei (Aeolian wall lizard) is the source of this 3567-nucleotide messenger RNA. RefSeq names its product G protein-coupled receptor 137C (gene GPR137C). The transcript has 7 exons. Gene Ontology annotation, cellular component: lysosomal membrane. The record is from RefSeq and is a predicted model, not a curated record. Gene Ontology annotation, biological process: positive regulation of TORC1 signaling. Bases 263 to 1438 code for a protein of 391 amino acids. NCBI's taxonomy places the organism in Eukaryota, Metazoa, Chordata, Lepidosauria, Squamata, Lacertidae.
GGAGGGAAGAGUUGGCUGGUUCGGGGAGAGCCGAGCCGGCGCUGCAGGCGGGCGGGCGGGCGGGAGGUUCACUGGCAGGGCAAAUAUCCUUAUAUAUAUGGGUUAUUUUUGAAGCUGGAUUUGCAUGGAGCUGUGAGCCUUUCCGUUGCGGGGUGCAAGGCACCCCUUCCCCCCAGUUUUGCACCCCACCCACCCACGCAUCCCUUUGCACAACCCCCGGUUUGUUACUUUGCAGGGCACCCAAGGGUGCCCCGGGGGUGCCAUGGUGCUGCGGGGCCCCGAUCCGGGCCCCGAUCCCCGCUCCCCGCUGGCCCUGGGACUGAGCACCUUGCACACGCUCCUCUACGCCGGCCUCUUCCUCUUCGCCUACCUGCAGCUCUGGCUGCUCCUCUACUACCGGGAGAAGCGGCUCAGCUACCGCACCGUCUGCCUCUUCCUCUGCCUGCUCUGGGCGGCGCUGCGCACCGUCCUCUUCUCCUGCUACCUGCAGGGCGCCCUCCUGCCGCCCCACCGCCAGCCCCGGCUGCCUCCCUUGCCCCGCUGGCUGCUCUUCUGCUUCCCCGGCUGCCUCCUCUUCGCCACCGGCUGCCUCCUCAAUCUCUAUUUUGCAGAGGUGAUCUUCAAAGUGAAGUGUGCCGCCGAAUUCAACAAAUACAAGGCCACCCUAUACGUGGGCUCCAUCCUCACCAGCCUCCUCUUCGUCUUUGUGAAUUUGACGUGUGCAUUGCUGGCGCACGGCGACCUCCCUGAGGACCAGCUGCGGUGGACGGUGUUCACCCGGGCUCUGAUCAACGACAGCCUCUUCAUUCUCUGCGCCGUCCUGCUCGCCUGUUUCAUGUGCAAGCUGUCCAAAAUGUCUUCGGCCAAUGCUUACCUUGAGUCCAAGGGCACAUCUGUCUGCCAAGCCUUGCUUGUGGGUUCUGUCGUCCUCCUCCUGUACUCCUCGAGGGCCUUCUAUAACCUGGUGGCGGUGGCGAUCUCCCCGGACCACGUGCCCAGCCCAUUCAACUAUGGCUGGGAUAACCUUUCGGAUAAGGUUCGAGGCGGAGAAGGUGGAAGCGAAGAAUACGUGGUUUUUGGGGUCGUCUUGUUCCUCUGGGAAUUUGUCCCUACAGCAUUCCUGGUUCUCUUCUUCCGGGCUCAGAGGAUCGCACAGAACCUGGCGCCGGCUGGAAUGAUAAACAGUCACAGCUACAACUCCCGCGCCUAUUUCUUCGACAAUCCAAGGCGAUACGACAGUGACGACGACCUUCCGAGGCUCAGCGGAGGAAGCUUGGCUACCCCCCAGAGCUCUGGCUGGUACGGUUCCUUGACGGGGAGCGACAGCUGCGCCAUGAUCCCGCCGUUGGUGGCCCCUCCGAUGGACGUGGCCCCGCUGCUCUUCACCCAUGGGAGCCUGGAUUCAAGAAGCCACCCGAACCCCCGCCUGGUGCCGUAGGACUGGAACUCGCGUGCCUCUGGGGGGCUGCGCCUGGGUGAGAAGCGGACGGAGCGGGGCUCCAACCAGGUGCGCAGGACUUGGGCGGCAGCUCCCCGCUGGGUCCCCAAAUACCUAGCGCGGCUCCCGAAGUUUCCGGGACGUGGGAACGGAAGGACGGGAGCUUUGCAAAGCCAACUCUUCUUGCCAAGCGGUACUUGCAAUGAUGGAAGCCGGCGAGGUCAAACCACAGCCCUAUAGUAUUUCGUUUCAGUGGGUCAGGCCUUCCAGAGGACGAUACCUUGGCAACCGAAAACAGCAGACCUUGAUGGCUGAUAAUUUGCACUUUUAACCGAACUUUCCCAAGGAACUCUCCUUUUCCCUGACAGUCAACUGUCUCCAUCAGCUCGUGAAGACGGUUCUGGGUAACCCUUUUAAUUGCACAUCCAUAGCUGGGGAAGUUUGUUUGGUCUUCCUGCGAUGACUGGAGCAUCUCUGCGUACUAACGGUGGGGACGUUUCGGGUCGGGUGGGGAAUUCCUUGCUUCCAAACUUUUCAGAGUUUUAAAAUGGGGAAACCAUAACACACAAAAAAGAAAGAAUGUUAACAAGUGUGGCACAAGUGUCGUGGUCUCACAAGGGUUAAGUUACGUUGCAGCUAUGCUUUACUAUCAAUCUGUUUAUUCCUGGGGCUGUUGAAGCCAAUUCUUCAUAUCGAUAUUUUUUUGCAUGUGGUAUGAAGCCCCUUGCGACCGACUGACUUAUGUUGAGCAUUGAUUUAUAAAACUAAAAAACUUGGUUCACACACUGGGGAAAGCAGAGCUGUUACUCAGUGGUGCUUUAUUUUGAUUUUUAAGACAGAAUGGCUCCAUGAGGACUAAUUGCAUGCUUGAUAUGGAUAUUGCAGAAGCAGCUGAGGUUGAUACCUCGGCUGCUUUUAGCCAGCCAGCUACAGGUGUGGUCCGGGAUGGGAGAGCCUUCUUAGGGUUCGCUUAGCAGUCGGGAAGAAGCACGGUUAGCAUCUGGACUACUUAGCAAUCACGAAAUAGCACUGUCAUCUGCAAUGGAGAAAAAGUUUGGUUGCACUCUCUAGCAGAGUUGAAGAAAACUUUCCCUCUUCUCCUUUACUCCCUGCUUCUUCUUAAUAGAGAAGUGUAGCCAUUGAUGCAUCUUCUGGAAGAUUUUGCAGUUCAUGGCAGUCAUACUUCUCAGCAGAGGGGACAGGGGGCGGUUGCCUGUUUAUAAUGCACACAGCUGUGUUGUCUAGAGAAGCUGCAAUCCCUCCAUUUUUUAAAAAUCCAAGCUGGGAAUGUACACUCUUGAGUGGGAUAAAGUGAAGACUCCCUAAGGGUCAAGAGGCAGGCUAGAUGAACCCCUUCUUAUAUUGGGUCAUUUCCACCACCUUCUGGCUGCAAAAAUCUGAUUCUGCUCCCUUGUGACGGAAUGAAGACAUGUCCCCAUUGCAUAGAAGUUCAGAUCUGAGCCGGAGCUCUGUUCCACAAGGUUGCGUGCAUUCUGCUUCUCAGGCAGUUUGAGAACCAGGUUGAGUUAUCCCUAACAGUGAGAGGUAGGAGGCAGUAUCUUGCCAAACAUGGCCCUCCAGCUGUUUUGGGGACUACAACUCCCAUCAUCCCUAGCUAACAGGACCAGUGGUCAGGGAUGAUGGGAAUUGUAGUCUCAAAACAGCUGGAGGGCCAAGUUUGGCCAUGCCUGCUUGAAGUGAACUUGACUUCAGCACAAAUUGCCGAUUUUAAAAUUUGUUGGGGGGUGUCGUGCUUGCGAAAGUGCCCGAACAAGUUUAGGUUCUUGCACAAGCUCUUCACCCAAAUACCUGCUUGCAGCUCAGCCUCUUCAGAGAUCUGGGGAAUCUUUCACCAAUCAACUGGACUAUAGUUCCCAACAUCCCUGGCCAUUGGCUGUGCUUGCUGGGACUGAUGGGAGCUGUAGCUCAGCAGCACCUGGUGGGUCCAAACCCCGCCCCCCCACAAAGAAACACCCCUGGGCUGAGGUCAUGUGUUGCAGAGUAGCUGUUUUGGGGGCCUAAAGCCAUCGAGGUUGUCAGCAAAUUCCACUCCCAAGUGACGCUAAGCUGUCAAAGACUUGCUGGGAGACGUUUGCCCUUUCCUAGCACUGUGCUCACAAAUUCAGACG